This is a messenger RNA of Linum trigynum, 5750 nucleotides long. NCBI's taxonomy places the organism in Eukaryota, Viridiplantae, Streptophyta, Magnoliopsida, Malpighiales, Linaceae. The record is from the annotation of a GenBank genome assembly.
UAUGUCAAGUUUUCUACAAAAUUAUUGCAAAAAUCAUGGCGGACAGACUGAGCCAUAUAUUACCAUUCAUAGUGGGUCCUAAUCAAAAUGGUUUUGCAAAGGGAAGAUCUAUUAUUGAAAAUAUCUUGAUUGGCCAAGAAGUAAUGCAAUUCCUUAAGACUAAAGACCAUGGAAAAGGAAAAUGGAUGGCGCUAAAACUUGACAUGGAGAAAGCCUAUGAUCGUGUAGAAUGGGAAUUUCUAAUUAAUGUAAUGAAAGUAUUGGGAUUCAGUGAUCAAUGGAUUAAAUGGAUCCGCUCUUGUAUCACUACUGUCUCCUUCUCAAUAAUCUUGAAUGGCUCAACUCACGGGUUUUUCAAACCUUAGAGGGGACUACGUCAAGGGUGUCCUCUCUCUCCAUUAUUAUUUUCCAUCUACACAGAGGCCUUUUCGGCUAUGAUCCAAGGCGCUAUCUCAAACUAUUCUCUCCAUGGGCUCCGCGUUCAUAGGGAGGCUCCCAUGACCUCUCACCUCUUUUUUGCUGAUGACUCAUAUCUCUUUCUUAGAGCCUCAAGACCAGAAAUAACAAAUCUGUUGGGAUUACUUCAAUCAUAUGAAGCUGCAAGCGGGCAACGAGUUAACCUCCAGAAAUCGACCGUUACCUUUAGCUCCAAUAUCUCUUAACAAGAGGCUACAGAAUUAGCAAAUGCUCUAGGAGUCGCCAAAAUAGGGACCCAUGAUCGAUAUCUAGGUCUUCCAUCAAGAAUCCAUCGAUCUAAAGUCCUUACCUUUCGGUAUAUUGAGGACUCUUUAGCGGCUCGAAUCCAGAACUGGAAAUCUAAACAUGUGUCAUUGGCAGCCAAAGAAGUAGUGAUAAAAUCGAUAGGAACAGCCACACCAAUCUAUGACAUGUCAUGUUUCCGCAUCCCUUCUACCCAAUGUCGAAGACUUAAUAGUCAAUUGGCCCGAUUUUGGUGGGCUAACCAAGAAAAAGACAAAGGUAUGCAUUGGCUUUCAUGGCCUGAAUUAUGUAAUAGUAAAUUUGAGGGAGGACUGGGAUUUAGAGACUUUGAUUGAUUUAACAUAGCCAUAUUAGCUAAACAAGCCUGGAAACUACUAAUAGAUCCUGAUAAUACUGGCAAAAAUAUAUAAAGCCCGAUAUCACCCUAAUGACCACUUCCUAAAUGCGAGAGCUGGAUCUCGUCCCUCUUGGGCUUGGCAAGGUAUCCUUGAAGGGAAGAACCUCCUUAAAAAGGGCCUGCGAUGGCAAGUGGGAUCAGGGUCCUCAAUAUACACUCUACAGGAUCCGUGGAUACCUUCAGAUUCACCCUCCUACCCAAUCUUGAAGACAGGUAUGACCUUAGAAGGUCCAGUAGUUGCCUACCUUAUCGAUCCAAUAACGUUUACUUGGAACUCUAACAAGAUUCGAUCUUUAUUCUACCCAGCUUCUGGCGAACUAAUUCUGUCCAUACCUCUUCCCUCAUAUCCUAGGGAAGAUAGACUCAUUUGGCACUAUGAUAAAUCUGGUCAAUAUACAGUGAAAUCGGGGUACCACCUUUUGACAAAUGAAAUUAACCCAUUUCAUAACAGUAUACCAGACUACUUGGACAUAAAAUUUUGGAAAUCAUUAUGGAGUAUACCAGUGCCACCAAAACUGAAAUUCUUCCUUUGGAGGAUAGUUCGGUGGUUCCUUCCUGUUCGCAAAACUCUACAAAUUCAAAAAUUGACUACUUCGUGUGAAUGUCCAGUGUGUUGUGAACCAACUGAGGACAUUAAGCAUUGCUUUUUUUAAUGUAGGAUUGCAAAAGAGCUAUGGAUCAUGGCUGGAUUGGAACAUCGUAGAAACUCAAUGCGCUCCCUCCAACCAGAUCUGGCAUGGAAAAAUCUAUUCUGUGCUACUCACAUCUCCAAGACUGAGAUUGCCGAUACGGUUUUCCUAUUCUGGCGAAUCUGGAAAGGAAGAUGCAAAGCUACUUAUGCUUUAGUAUUACUUCAAACUCGAGUUUUGUUCAGACAACUAACAUCGCAUAUAGAGGAAUGGCGAACGGCGGAGGGACAAAAAGCUCGGCAACCCACAGGUGCUCAAAGAUCAGCGGCGAACCCUAACAAUCAAAUAGGAUCUCGAAGGAGUCAUCCAGAUGCUAUAUGCCCUAAUAACGGUAUCCUUGUUAGAUUUGAUGGAGCCAUGAAGAAAAACCAAGGAGGCUCAAUCGGAUUUGCGGGAUUCUCGAGAGACGGUACGUUAUCCUUUGCUUUUGGAAAAUAUUAUGAAGGUAUUUCGGAGGCUUACAUUUCUGAGCUUCUAGCUCUUAGAGAUGCUAUGAGAUGGUGCUUAACACAUAACUUUUUGGUGGUUGCAUUUUGUGGAGAUGCUCAACUGGUUAUCAAGCACGCUAUGGCAAAGAACGCUUCUCAUUCUCGAGCAGGGGCUGUCUUGGAGGAAGUUCACUCCUUUUUCUCCUUUUUUGAGUCAGUGUCGUGUCUUUUUGCUCCUCGGAGCUAUAACAGAGCUGCCCAUGUAGUGGCUAAUCAGGCUCUCUCAUCGGGAAUCCGCUUGCUUACGGAUUACCGCCCUUUUUUGGAAGCUACUUGUACCUGAGUCGAGUCUUUUGUCCCAUGCCCUCUGGUGCUUGCCUUGGGAAAAAAAAGACACUCGGCAACACACACGUUGAUUGAUAUGCGGAAACCAAUUGUUAAUCUGCCGAGCUCCUUCAUGGCUUUCAUAAAAUUAGUUACCCAAACUAAUUAAAUGUCGUAGUAAUAUAUUCUAGAGAGUUUGCAUUUUUUCAUGUAUUUUUUUUUUAAAAAUUUUAGGGUGAUGUCUAUUUAUUACACAAACCUUUUCCAGAUUCUUUUAUUUUAUCCAAACCUAUUGGAAUAUUAUUUAUUAACCAAAUAUAUUGUAAUUGACCAAAGUCUGGGCAUUCAUUCUGUUACCGUUAAUUUUUUACUAACAUAUAUCUACCUCAGCAUACACAUCAAUCGUCCCGUUCACCUCUCUAAAUCUCUUCUCUUUCUUCCCAUCAGAGAGGAGACUUUCUAGAUAUGGAAUCUAGAUCUAUAACUUGAAAAAUGAAAAACAUAGGAGGGGUUUAUGAUUUGGACUUUUGAAGAGGACGAAUGGGUGGCGGCUGGAGAGGACGACGACCGGUGCCUGGAGAGGACGACGAUGGCGGCACGGAAGCUGAUGGUGAUCGGAGGAAGGAGAUGCCGACUAUGUUGGGACUUAUUGGAACGAGGGUAUACAUACGAUAGCCCGAGACCGGGUGACUAGGAUUGUGAUAUAGUCGUGAACAACGUUCACUUUUCGAAAAGAAUAUUUCCACCCUCAACAAGCCUAGGGUUACAGGAAAUUUCUCUCGAGGAUAAAACUAUCAACACUUUAGGUUCCAGGCUCAAGAACACUAAAGCAUACUUAGAAAUUUUUGGAAGAAAGAAGAAGAAUAUGUUUGAUGGUAUGUGGCAUCAUGCACCCCACACACAUAUUUAUAGGGGUCGAAUCCAUGCAUUGUUUCAUGAAAGGUUGCCUUUAACAAUACGAAAGGUUGCCUUUAUCCAUAUGAAAGGUUGUCUCUAUCCAUAUGAAAGGUUGUCCUUAUCCAUAUGAAAAGUUGUCUUUAUCUUUAAGGUUAUCCUUAUCCAUAAAAUAAUGCAACCGCCACUAGGCCAAAGGGAAGUGUCCCUUCACGGAAUUAGAAUAUCGGUUCGGUCGGUCUAAUCCCAAACUGGUUGGUCGGUCCAACCCAAAACCGGUUUGACUUGGUUAGUCCGGUUCAACCAAAUUUCCAACAGACUAUGACUUGGAGAUUAGUCGUCAGAGAUUUGAGUAAUCGAGAGGCAGGUGGCGGGCUGAUGCGUAUAUUUAUUAGAGUUUUCAUUAUUUGAAUUAGUUAGUAGUGUUGAGGACUUGAGGUAGUUAGAGAGUCAUGUGUUUAUUAGAGUAUUUAGGAGUGUUUUGCAUAAUAGGUGGAGUGGGUUUAGUGGGUUUAGCAUCUUAUGGUUAGUUGGUUAGCGUAGAUAGACGUGGGAUUAGCUCCACUUAGAUAGGCCUUUUCAAUUCCAGUUUUUGUGUAUUUAAGUUGAGAACGUAAGGGAUAAUGGGUAAGCAAUAUUUCAGAAAAUAAGAAAUCCCUGGCCAUUCUCGCUACGAAAGGAGAAACCUGGUCCACUCCCACCAAGAAAAUGGAACUAUCCAAAUCCAACACGUAUCACAGGCUUUCCCUUCUUUGCCGGAUUAGUCUGCUAAGAAAUACCCAGAUCUGACCCCCUACAGGUUUCUACAUAUUGAAACCCAUCUUCAACGGUGUGACGCUUGUAAGCAAUGAUGAGCAAACAGAAUCCUAGGUUGAGGCGGGAGAGGCAGAGCGGUGGGGUGGUUGCCUUGAGAAGGUUGCCCGAAAUCGAUGCAUGGAAUGGGUGGCGACUGAAGGAGUUUGAAUCAGUCGCCUCACUCUCCCUUAAGGAUUCGGCAUUGCCUGCAGGAAGUGUUUGAUAUCGACGGCCGGACGAGGGAGACCAAGGGGAUAGAUCAGGGGAGGGAGGUCACAACUCACAAGUCAGGGCUUAAGUUUUUUUCUCAUUUUAGUAGUUAUUUGAUUUUUUAAUUAAAAACAUAAAAUAAUGAAAUGUUGAUAGGGAAAAUUCUUAGCUCCAACCUUGGUUGGACGCAGAAGCUCAUCAUUUUUUUUAAUAUUUUAAUUCUUGAUUUACUUAGCAUAAUUAAAUAUUAAGAAAAAAGGAAAGUGAAUCCAGCAAUAAUAAACUGACACCUUGGAUGGUUGGAGCUUCUGUGUCCAACCAAGGUUGGAGCUAAGAAAUUUCCGUUGAUUGUCAUGUAGGACGCCAACUCAACAUCGUGAUGCUUAGUCAAAAUUACUAACGGAAAAGUUGACAGAAAGUUAACGUUUGGCUAAUUUUUAGUAAUUUAAUAGGUUUGGAUAAAAUAAAAGAAUAUGUGAAAGAUUUGGAUAAUAAAUAGACAUUAAUCGGGAAAAAAUUAUUCAUUUUUCGGGUGUUUUCCCUGCUAUAAGGUUAACCAAUGAAAAUAUUUGUUUUAUUUAUUGCAUGGAAACUACGAGACGAGUACAUUCAAAAGAUAGAUUAUGACGUCAAUCAUUUAAAGGAGGGGACUUCAAUUACACUAGUUGAUCUGCCACGACCACUUGUUGCUUCUCGUUAGCUUUGCACUUUUUUGAGCAGAAGUAAAAGCAAGGGCUGAAAACAGACGAGCAUUCCUCCAAACACGAGAUCAAACAUGCUGGAUUUACUGAAACCACUUGUUGUGAAGUCAUAGAACCUAAAAUCAUAAACAACACCAUUAUCAACACGCCCAUCUUCUUCAUGGCCUCCAUUUUGUUUCUCUAUGUAUGUAUUUAUCUAUCUUAUAUAUAAAAUAUAUUAAUGAUAUAUGUAUAAAGUAGUGAAUUUCGUGGUGGAGCUAGCAUCUCCAAUUCCCUUUUUAUAUUGUAGUUUUGAGUCUAUGUUAUGGGAGAGAAACAACCUUAACAAGAAGAAGAUAGAGGUGAAUCUAAUGCAAUGAACAUAGGGAUAUAGUUUCCUUUUUCUCUACCAUAUUUAUUUUUAAUGGAAUUUCAUUCAUUGUCUUGAUUACUAGUCCCUAUGAUUCGUAUGCACAUCAAUUCUCGGGCUCCACUAUUAUCUACUACAUUCAAACGGGUUUGCGGUUGAAUCAUAUCAUUUUUUAAUCUGUAUUUCAGUGCAAACAAAAAAAAAAGAAAUAUUGGUUGUUCAAAACAAAAAAAUAAACUUACG